Hyaloscypha bicolor E is the source of this 738-nucleotide messenger RNA. RefSeq lists its product as uncharacterized. The coding region runs from base 1 to 738 and encodes 245 amino acids. The transcript is spliced from 7 exons. The record is from RefSeq and is a predicted model, not a curated record. Lineage: Eukaryota; Fungi; Ascomycota; Leotiomycetes; Helotiales; Hyaloscyphaceae.
AUGAAGUCGACACUCCCCCAUUUAUCUGCUAUCCUCCUUCUCACCUUUGCCUCCCUUAUCUCUUCGACCAUCGGCGAUAUCGCAAAUUUAACUUUCUACGGAGUUUGGAUUGGUGCUGGCCCUCAGGCCAUCAUCACCAAGUUCGAGAGCACACUAGUUCUUCCUGGCGGCUCUCCAGACCAGUCUCCAACGCAUGAUGUCCAAGCUUUCUGGCCAGGCAUGGAGCCCGCGAAGUCGAACGCUGUGUUCCAAAACGUGAUCACGAAUCAAGGUGGUGGGCCGGGCGAGUGCCCGGCAACAAACCUGACAGAACAAAUGCGAGUCUGGCCUGGCGAUACCGUCAAGAACGUUUUCACUCUCGAUAUUCCAAAUGGAAAGUGGUACAAUAACUGGGUCGUUACUCCUGGUGAGCAGGGAAAUGCUGCUGGUCAGCAGCCGUUUGGUGGAGGAUUCGAGUUCGAUCCUGCUUUCGACACCGAAACAAAGGGUGCACCAUACACAGGCGCACUUCUCACCAUCGAGCUUCAGGAACUCGGAACUUGGGAUUUCGGCUCGGUGAUGUGGCAGAAUGUUAUCCUUGAGGCAAAUACUACGGAAACUAAGUGGUGUACAGAUGGCCCCUCAGGUCCCAAGAACUGGAAUUGGACGGCCUCCCCUGGGACAUUCUCGACUUCUGAUAAGAAUUUGACGACUUGCUAUUAUGCGAUGAUCGUUCUGGAAAGUCCAAACCCGAACUAA